Messenger RNA from Fulmarus glacialis (Northern fulmar), 2984 nucleotides. It is a transcript of the gene EXD2, whose product is annotated as exonuclease 3'-5' domain containing 2. The record is from RefSeq and is a predicted model, not a curated record. Gene Ontology annotation, molecular function: 3'-5' exonuclease activity; nucleic acid binding. Lineage: Eukaryota; Metazoa; Chordata; Aves; Procellariiformes; Procellariidae. The coding region runs from base 1 to 1866 and encodes 621 amino acids. Gene Ontology annotation, biological process: nucleobase-containing compound metabolic process. The transcript has 8 exons. Gene Ontology annotation, cellular component: nucleus; cytoplasm.
AUGCCCAAGCAAACAGCAGUGACGAUUACUUUGGCGACCCUGCUGGGUGUUGCAGUGGGGGGCCUGGUUUUGUGGAAAGCAACCCAGCGUCGGAAAGCAAAAGCAUGCUGUAGUAGUCGGCGAGAGGAAGCAGUUAUAAACUCGGGAGAUGAGAAACUGAUUAAGGCAGAGGAUAAGGAGGUGCUUUCCUUCUUCAGAUCUCCCACCUUUUCCUGGGUAGAGAGGACCCUUGGUGCAGACAUAGUGAUAGUUUCAGAGCAGGAGGAGUGGGAUCGUGUUGAACCUUUGCUGAAGAAGGAGCUGGAGAAGUGGCCAGUGCUUGGAAUUGAUUGUGAGUGGGUAUCUGUGGAGGGAAAAGCAAAUCCUGUAUCCCUCCUACAGAUGGCUUCUUCCAGUGGCCUCUGUGUUCUUGUUCGGUUGCCCAGGCUUGUUGCCAGUGGACAGACUAUCCCAAAGACCCUGUUGGACAUGAUGGCAGAUAGUGCUGUGUUGAAAGUUGGGGUAGGAUGCUGGGAAGACGCUUGCAAGUUACUUCAUGAUUAUGGUCUUCCAGUCAAAGGGAGCGUGGAUCUCCGGUAUUUAGCCAUGAGACAGCGGAAGGAUCUACUUCACAACUGCCUUAGCCUUAAGUCUUUAGCUGAAAAAGUCCUGAGCUGCCCGCUUGACAAAUCUCCUCGUGUGCGUUGCAGCAACUGGGAGGCAGAAGAACUGACACAAGAUCAGGUUCUCUAUGCUGCUAGGGAUGCCCAGGUCUCAGUGGCUCUGUUCCUCCAUUUGCUGGGAUUUACCAGCCUCCCUGCUACAUCUCAAGGUGAAAACUCCGUCGCUGCGUGGGAAAAAGCACUGGGUAAAUGCCGGGGCUUGGUGGAUAUCCCAUUUAGAGGAAGAAGGAGUGGCAGCACAGGAGAGGAGAAGAGUGGAGAGGGACGCUCCCCUCAGAAAACAAAGAAUCGGAAAUCUUCGGUGAAUGGCCAGCCCUCUGGCAGUCAGCAAGUGAGAGAUCCUCGGAGGCAGAAGCGAAAGCCCCUGGGUGUAGGAUAUUCUGCAAGAAAAUCUCCACUGUACGACAACUGCUUCCUGCAUGCACCGGAUGGACAGCCCCUGUGCACUUGUGAUCGCAAGAAGGCUCAGUGGUAUCUGGACAAGGGGAUUGGAGAGCUAGUUAGCACAGAUCCGUUUGUUGUGAAGCUGCGGUUUGAGCCUUCAGGACGUCCCGAGUCUCAGGUUGAUUAUUAUCUGACAGUCAAAGAGAACCUGUGUGUUGUAUGUGGCAAGCGAGAGUCCUAUAUCCGGAAGAACAUUGUUCCUCACGAAUACCGAAGACAUUUCCCCAUCCAGAUGAAGGACCACAACUCCCAUGACGUGCUCCUACUCUGCACGUCCUGCCAUGCCAUCUCCAAUUACUAUGACAACCACCUCAAGCAGCAGCUGGCUGAGGAGUUUGGUGCCCCCAUCGGCUCUGAGGAAGGCGUGCGUCUGCUGGAGGACCCCCUGCGCAGGCAAGUGCGCUCGGGGGCCCGAGCCCUGCUGAAUGCAGACAGUCUGCCUGACCCCCGAAGGGCAGAACUUCUGCAAAGCAUCAAGGACUUCUUUAACACAGAGGCAGUCACCCCAGAGAUGCUCCAGGAAGCAGCUGGUCUGGAAACCAGGAUCUGCAAUGAGAGCUACAUGCCACAUGGACUGAAGGUGGUGCAGUGUUUCGCUAAAGGAGGCCUGCGCUCCCUUAUGCAGUUGGAGAGACGCUGGCGGCAGCAUUUCUUGGACAGCAUGCAGCCCAAGCACCUCCCAGAGCAAUGGUCAGUGGACCAUAACCACAUGAAGCUGAUCCGAAAGUAUGGGGAGGAUCUUCAGAUCGAGCUGUCGUGAGACUAACUUCCUAGAUAGUGUCUAAUGGACAUAUGUAACUGAAGGUGGAAGGGCUGUUUUUAUUUCAGUGUCUCCACUAACAUCUGGACCUGGGGUUGCAAACAGGCAGCAGUGGAUCUGCCAGAUUUGCCAUUUUAUAGAGUUAAAUCCGUUGACUUGAAUUUUCAGGUGGUUUGGAAUUUUUGAUCCUAGUCUGUCACUGACUAGUUCAGUGUGAGAGUGAUAUGCUAAGGCAACUUGUCUUCUCAAAGUGACUAUGGAGAGUUAUUUUCUACCCCCUAGGAUGGCUGAUGCCUCCAGACCAUCUCUUUUAACACAAAGCACAAUAUAUGAACGUUUCCAGGUUUUCCAACAGAUACAUCUGCGCCCUUAGCUGCACCUUGAGAGUCUCCUGAUAAAAGUCUUUGCUUUCAGUGCAGUUGUACUCAUAUGAGUUCUUCUCAGAGAAGACUCCCUGCCAGAGAGAGAUUCCUUGUUUGGAAGUGGCAAAGAAACCUUACCUUUUUUUGCAGAUUCUGAGCUGUAUCAGCAUUGCAUAUAGGCCUCAGUGAGUUUCCUGGUGGCAGGUGCCUGAUGAGAAGCAACACACUGACUCUGGCAGUAUGGAAGCAUCCAUGUCAAGUCUUUUCUUAAACAGCUUCCAGCAACACACGGUCUAUAAAAAAUGUUAUUUCCUACUUCCACUUGUUUAUCAUGAAUAGCUCUUCGUGGGUACCUUUUCAUAUCAGACUGAAAUGGGGUCAGAUGUCUGGGAUGAGAGGAAACAAAUUUUAUCUAAAGACCAGCAUCCUUUAAGAGGUCAGACCACAUGUGGCAGAAAACUGGAAAAUCUGGUGUUCUGUUCCUGGAUUUGACGUGUGUGGUGGUGAGCAGGUCAUACUCUCUCCAUGCCUGUUUCCCUGUCUCUAAAAUGGGACUAAUAAUAUUUAACCUAUCUCACAAGGGUGUUGUGAGGCUUAAUUAAUUCAUGUUUUUGUAAAAUGCUUUGAAAAUAUAAGUUAGUGUGUGCUAGUUAUUACUGUUUUUUAAAAUGUGCUGCUGUCUGACUUUCUUAAAGCUUUUUGCCUGGUGCUAGACCUUAGUUAAAUAUAACCUUUUAAAAAUACAUACCCCUUUCU